AGAAGAAACAGAAGAAUGAUCGCGAGAGCACAGCGAGGUUGGAGUAGAGCUCAGAAAAGAUGGCCGACAGGUUAACGCAGCUCCAGGACGCUGUCAAUUCGCUUGCAGAUCAGUUGUGCAAUGCUAUCGGAGUUCUGCAACAGUGUGCGCCGCCUGCUUCCUUCAGUAACAUCCAGACGUCUAUCAACAAGGACCAGCCUGCGAACCCAACUGAAGAAUAUGCCCAGCUGUUCGCAGCCCUGAUCGCCAGAACAGCCAAAGAUGUGGACGUCCUCAUCGACUCUUUGCCCAGUGAAGAGUCCACAGCAGCAGUGCAGGCGGCCAGUCUACGGCAGCUGGAGGAGGAGAACCACGAGGCAGCGGCCCGGCUGGAGGAGGUGGUCUACCGCGGGGACAUGCUGCUGGAGAAGAUCCAGAGCGCCCUGGCUGACAUAGCACAGUCACAGCUACGCACCCGCAACGGAGCCCUGAGUCAGCCGUCACCAGCUGAGACCUGACCCCUGACCCCUGACCUUGGACUGUCUGUUCACGAACUGCACAUCUGAAACAUCUGUCCUGAACGGGUUCAAGAGUUCGAUAUACGAUGGAGUGAAAGUGGUGUGAAUGAAGGUUGAUUGAUGAUCUGGUGAGUUUGAGUUUGAAACAUCAAACUGGAGAAGUUUGAUGUCUGCAAUUUAUUUUCCUUUUUAUUUUUUUUUUACAUCAUUUAACUUUCAAAACGUGUUUGGCUUGAAAUAAACAUUGUGUACUUUUAUGUUAGAUCUUUUUCUGUGAUUAAAAGUGAACAUUUUCA
Molecule: messenger RNA, 793 nt
Organism: Cynoglossus semilaevis (tongue sole)
Lineage: Eukaryota; Metazoa; Chordata; Actinopteri; Pleuronectiformes; Cynoglossidae
Gene: med21
Product: mediator complex subunit 21
Exons: 4
Coding region: 60-497 (145 amino acids)
Biological process (GO): regulation of transcription by RNA polymerase II
Cellular component (GO): mediator complex
Molecular function (GO): transcription coregulator activity
Source: RefSeq, a predicted model, not a curated record